Molecule: messenger RNA, 7519 nt
Organism: Stegostoma tigrinum
Lineage: Eukaryota; Metazoa; Chordata; Chondrichthyes; Orectolobiformes; Stegostomatidae
Product: synaptotagmin-B
Exons: 11
Coding region: 348-1637 (429 amino acids)
Biological process (GO): cellular response to calcium ion; synaptic vesicle endocytosis; regulation of calcium ion-dependent exocytosis
Cellular component (GO): axon; dense core granule; synaptic vesicle membrane
Molecular function (GO): phosphatidylserine binding; calcium ion binding; syntaxin binding
Source: RefSeq, a predicted model, not a curated record
CUGGGAAACUGCAGUGCUUUUACUAUGAUGCUGACCCAAACAUUUUAGCACUUUUCAUUUCCUUCUCUCUCUCUGUCUCUCCUUCAGCUUCCCUUUUGUGUGUUGUGGAUCAGUCUUCAUUUAAAAGGGUAAAGUUGUCCUAAGUGUUUAGGAAGCUAUUUCUUUUUCUGCUCUGUCUGACAGACUAUUCUGAGAAUCUUAUUGACAAGAACUUCCCUAGAAGGAGCACAGACUAAGAUGUUGGUGGUUCAGUGUUGUUCCCAUUGUUGCCUCACAGCGCCAGGGCCCCAUUUCAAUUCCAGCUUCAGCUGAACCAGUGAAAAGGAUCGUCUUCGACCAGCAGCACUAUGUCUCUUUUCAAGAUGAAGCCUAGGGCAACAAAUCCACAGGCUGUGGUGGCCCCCAUUGUCACAACUACCAUGAUGCCAGUUGACACUGGAGAUAACUCAACUGAGGCUGGAGGCCUUGGAGAAGGGAAAAAUAAUGUCUUUCAGAAGCUGAAAGAGAAAUUUAUGAAUGAACUGCAUAAAAUUCCAUUGCCUCCUUGGGCUUUGAUUGCCAUAGCUAUUGUCAGUGGCCUGCUUCUUCUCACCUGCUGCCUCUGCAUCUGCAAGAAAUGCUGCUGUAAAAAGAAGAAAAACAAGAAGGAGAAAGGCAAGGGGAAAAAGAAUGACAUCAACAUGAAAGAUGUGAAAAACUCUGGUGGAAAUCAGACCAAACAGGAUGAUGAUGAUGCAGAAACUGGUUUAACUGAAGGCGAAGACAAAGAUGAGGAACCAAAAGAGGAAGAAAAACUUGGGAAAUUGCAAUUUUCGUUGGACUACGACUUCCAGAAUAACCAGCUAACAGUGGGAAUUCUUCAGGCAGCUGAACUUCCUGCAUUGGACAUGGGUGGCACAUCUGAUCCUUACGUUAAAGUCUUCCUGCUUCCAGACAAGAAGAAGAAAUACGAGACGAAAGUUCAGAAAAAGACCCUGAACCCUGUCUUCAAUGAGUACUUUACAUUCAAGGUUCCUUAUCAAGAGCUGGGAGGGAAGACCCUAGUGAUGGCCGUUUAUGACUUUGAUCGAUUUUCCAAACACGACUGCAUUGGUCAAGUGUUGGUACUAAUGACAAAGGUGGAUCUUGGUCAACAACUUGAAGAAUGGAGAGAUCUUGAGAGUGCUGAGAAAGAGGAGCCAGAGAAAUUGGGAGACAUUUGCACCUCUUUGCGCUAUGUUCCAACAGCUGGGAAACUCACUGUCUGCAUCCUGGAAGCAAAGAACCUGAAGAAAAUGGAUGUGGGAGGACUCUCAGAUCCUUACGUAAAGAUACAUCUGCUGCAGAAUGGAAAACGACUGAAGAAGAAGAAAACCACAGUUAAGAAAAACACACUGAACCCUUACUACAAUGAAUCAUUCAGCUUUGAAAUUCCAUUCGAACAAAUACAGAAAGUCCAGGUUUGUGUCACAGUCUUAGACUACGACAAGAUUGGCAAGAACGAUGCCAUUGGCAAGAUUUUUGUUGGCAGCAACGCCACCGGAACAGAGCUUCGACACUGGUCAGACAUGCUGGCAAAUCCCAGGCGGCCUAUUGCACAGUGGCACUCUCUAAAACCAGAGGAAGAGGUCGAUUUAGCUCUUGGCCUCAAGAAGUGAUAUCAUCCCCACCAUCAUACAAACUUCUCAUUGAUCAGAUGCUAUCAAUACCUCAGUUAUGCGCCAUUCUCCAUUAACCCUUUGGGGGUUACUGUAGCAUCUUUGCACCAUGACAAAUAUAUAUGCAAAUUUGAUGUGUUUUGUAUUUUUUUUCUCAUUUUUACAAUUACUGUUACAAAAAGAAUUACAAAUUUUCUGUUUUGUAUUCAAUGCUCAAACCUUAUGAUUUUACACAGGCUUGUAAGUUAAUUAUUGAUGGAAUCUUCAUAUUUUGAAAGGUGCAAGAAAAUCCAGUACUCAAAGGGUUAAGACAUGAUUAAUUUUGGUAUACAUUAACCACCAUUGUUCUGAACUAAUAAAGAAGCCAUCUGAGCCUCCAAAUUGUAUUCCAAAUUUCCCUAAAUGCUCAAUUCUACUUUUUGCGGUUCUAGCUCUACUAUGAAAUUCGUGUUGAUAAUGCAUGAUGAUAAUUUACUGUAAAUAGCAGCAUGUUCAAUGCAAACUCUUGUGUAGGUGUAACUUGUCUAUGGUUUACAAUCACAUGCAUCUGCUGUAUAUUUUUAUGAUGAUGCUUCUAUUUUACAUAAUGUGAAUGAAUUAGAUCAAGCUAAUGUGAAAAGCCAUUUACUUAAUUUACAUCCAAAGACUGGUAGAGCAUUGACAUCAUAUCAUGAUACUAAGGUAAAGCCUUUGGUGGCCCACCAGGUGGUGAAAGCUAUCAUUCUACAUCUUAACUAUACAGUUAAGAUGCAACUUAUUGUUCACUAAUGAAUGCUGCAAAUGCCUUUUUUAAGGUCAUGGUUGGCUGAAAGGCUUUGGGUUUAGUUUAUAAAUAAAAUGUUGUGUUUAGGUAGAAAAUGCAAAGGAUAUAAGCCACAUUCCCAAAUCAGAUUGUAACAGUCUGUAGGGCCCCGUAAUGCGUUUCUAGGAAUAUCUAUCUGGAUGCAUACAUUCUGAACCAAGAUAACAAAACCAUUGUGCUAGGAGUACAGAAUAAUAAAUUAAACGCUGGAAAUCUCAUAUCCCUCCUAGGCUUCCACCUUAUGGUAAUGGCUGUCCAAAUCAGCUAAGCUUUCAUGGUGGAGAUACUUCUCAAACUGCUAAUCCCUUGCAGGCACCUAUAACACAGGCCACAUUGUUCAAUUCAAAUAGGAGUUCACUUGUCCUGAUCAGGAGUGAUUUUCCUAUGGCUGUACAGCAAUUAAAUGCAGUUGAAUUAUAUUUGUUCCAAAGCGAAACAGAACUUGCCUACUUCGUUUCAUUUUUGAUGGGAUCCAGAGCAAUAUUCUGAAAACUAAUUUCACUGCAAUAGGAGCCUCAUACACCUGUAGUUAUAUAAGAGUUUUUCCUUAUGGGUCCAAGUCAAAUUCAAUUGAGUUUGGCAGGGUAACAUGGAAUUUGGGAGGACAACAUUCUACAUAACAUGUGAAUCAGACAUGGAAGGCUGAUAAUUCUAUCCAAUUUUAUGACACAUGUUUUGCAUAAUGUGCACAAUUAGAACUCAUUAUUAUUUAUUAUUAAUACAAGCUGAGAUUAAAAUAAGACAGUAAGAGGAUACCCCUGAUAUAUUAGCUUCACCGCCUUCCCCACACCCCUAUCUUCCUGAUAGGGGAUGUUGCACUUUGCCAGUCUGCUGCUGCCAAUCACUUUGUGUGUGCUUGCCUGUAUGUAUGCGUGUGAGUGUGUGUGAAUGAGUGUAUACUUUUAGGGCAGGAACAAUUGCCGAAUGAUAACAUCAAUUCAAGAAGAAUAAAAUGCACUGAUGUCUUUAAGGUUACAAAAUGACUUAAGAAGUUAUCGUGCAUUGCAAUUUUGAUCGUUAAAAUUGAUGGUCUGUUUGUACAGUAGCGAAUCUUACUAAUGAAACUGCCUAGGUUUGAUUUUUUUGAUGGAUUAUUAUAAUAUUACCUUUCACUUUAAAAAGAUUGCAAUCAUUAAAAUUUUACUGUACAGAGACGCAUUAAUAUUUAUGUGCUCAAGCUUUUUUUUUGCUAUUAGUCACAUUGGCUGGCUUCUUGAUAUUAAGCUUGUAUUGAGUGAGGAGUAUUUUAAUCCUGUUUUUACAAAAUGAACAAAGCAAAUGUCUACGACAACCCUCACUGUGAUACUCUAUUAUGGAAGGAGCAAUCUUUGUUACAGUACAAGUGGUGUUGCUGUCCUCUAGCAAUGAGUACAAUUCAUAAGCCUUUGUCUUCAUAUUUCUCCCCACCCUCCACUACGCCACUCCAAUGUACACUUGAUUUCUGAUUGGUACAACUCAGAUGAGAGGAAAAAUCUUACAAAUGAAUUCUGUAAAUAUAAGCUCCCAAAAAAUUUGCUGAAAAAUGAGUAACUGAGCAUGUGAGCAUAAAUAUUUCAGUCACUUGUCAGAAAGCUAGAAUACCUCAAUUACUGGUACAGAAGCUUAGUUGUCCAAACUUUUUCCAGCAUUGGGAGAUGCUGACACAUUUGUAGGCAGCCUCAGUGAGGCAAUAAUAUUGCUUCAGGCAAAUAGACUGAGUUGGCUGAGUAUCUGUAUCUGCAUUGAAUCCAACAAUAAUGAGGAAAUUAUAUAUUUUAGGCACCUUUCUAAGGAAGUCAAUUGGGCAAAUUUAGCGGCUUUGAAAACAGAUACAGGUCAUUCUGUAUAUUUGUUAUCAUCUUGAGAAACAGCAAUUUUAGUGUGAUGGGAAUCAAUUUCAACUUCAGUUUCAUUUCUCCUGAAGAAUGUUGCAUAUAGCAUUUAGUACUAUUGGGACACAUUUGUGUCAGUUCCUGCAAACAUAUUUCAAAAAGUGCACACAAAACACUUUCAUAGAAAAUAUAUUAGUCAUUAUGUAGGAAGAGUUAUUUGUAAUUGUGUGAAGUUGCUUGAGAUAUUUUCUUGUCAAGUAGGUAUUUAUAUAACUAACAAUAAUGACUUAGUAAGUGCCAUAGAAUUACAUCAUAGUUCCUGUCAGACAAAUAAAGGACAAUCAUGUUGAAAAAUGGGAUUUAAAUGUUGUUGAUUUGUAGGAAGUUCCUUUGAUGGAUACAAGUUUUAUUCAGCUGCCUUGCUGAAGGUAUCAGAGUGAAAUACUUGUUUGACUUUAUUAUUAUGACUAAGUGUUGUUUCUUGCAGUUGCCGUGACACAAAAUUCAGAUUUAGAUAGACUUCAAAAUUGAACUUUGACAAAUUGAAAAGAUAAAAAUAAAUUCCUCAAACCAACUGAUCAGAUGCUUUAGAUUUGGUGAGUCAUGUAGGAAUGAAAGUGAGACUCUUGAUUGCAUGUUUCAAAGAUAUAUUUAACAAGUAGGUUUAUUUGUCGGUUGCUGCCAGUGACUACAGUUUAUAAUACUCAUAAAACUGUGAAAUAAUGAAUAUUAGAAGAAAGUGACUGUUGUGGGUUUUGUAGCUUUUUAAAGACUGGUCAAUAGCUUGUAGCCAUGGAAAAUGUCCAAUUAUGGUUUUCUCAUCCUGUCAUGGGUACAUUAGUACUGCUGUGGACUGGACAUUUUAAAGAGUGAUCCAACUAUUCCCAACAGUUGAAAGAGUUGAUUAAAAUUAUUUGAUUGGAAAGAUAAUUUUAUGAUUACUUCGUGGUUCAUAGCUAUAAUUAUAGAUAGAAAAUACAUCAACUUUCAGUUUUGACAUGUGUUCUCCUUUAUCUGACACACGAGGACAUAGUUUUUUUAUAGCUUAAUUUUUAUCUUUGAAUUUGGAGUCCAUAGACAUCAACCGUAAGAAAUAAUGUCCCACCAUUAGAAAGUUCAGUUUUAUGAUGUUACUGACUGUGUUUGAAAUCCUUACUAAUACCUUGAUUAAACAGAAGCAGAGUGUGUAGGUGGAUUCUGAAUGCUAUACAAAAUAUAUUUUUAAACAGCAACGGCAGUGUGAAGUGGUUCCCUAAAACUGAUGAGUAGCGGUCUUCUGAAACAAAACAAUGAACCUCCAUGGUGACCAGGCAAUGGAAUAAAUUUCUAAGUCCCUGGGAGACUGAUAUAAUUUCAACUCUUGCCAACAGAUUCUUUAAACAAAAUCAAUAAAUCAUUGCUGACUGGUAAAGACAUAACAUGAACAAAUGGCUGCAAGGCCAAUGCUACAACAUGUACCUGUCUAGCAGUCAUUCUUGCUGGCUAAAAUGGAAUUCUGUUAGACACAAAGCUAACACAUGCUUAAGUGUAAUCGGUGAAUUAAUUAAUGGUGAGCACUUACCUACAAACUUACAGCACUUACAAAAUCUAUUGUGCUUUCUGUAGAUUUGUGGAUCCGGAUUUUUUUGUUAUUAUUCAGUUAAGGAAUAGCCCAAAGCUUUGCUGUUAUUGAACAAUGAUCUAGUAACACACUCAGAUGAGAUUGAAGGCAGAAGAGUAGCAUGUAACCAGAUUUCAAGUAGAGAAAAUAAUGUUAAAUGGCCGCAAAUAUAUAUUUAAUUUAAAUUUAAAUGAAUUAGCAAUAACAAUUUAGACACGCAAAUAACUGACAUCAGCAAAACAUGUAUAUUUAUGAAAAGAAGGCAGACGUAUUACAUAACCAUCACUGAUGCACAAUGGUGCGGAGAUACAGCCACUGGUUCCUCAAACUUUUACUACAUGUGCUAUACAGGUCCUUUGUCACUUCACAAAUUUCAUCCAAAAUUCUGUUGAACUAUGUUUGCCUUUCAAAUAUUUCACCUGUACAUCUCACAAGCUAUGUUGUAGGAAAAUAGUUGGUGUAUUUUUAGAGACAAUUAUGCUUAUAAGUAAUAUUUCUGGAUGUGUAAAUUCCUCCGACAAUGAAGUUCCAUCUAAUACCAUAUGCUUUCCUUUUUUCUCUGUUUAAGUUUCAUUUGGUACUCCCCUUAAUAUUUUCUUCACUCUUGUGUCAAUUCAUUCCUUCAUAGAAAAUCAAUUCUGCUUUGUUUUAUCAAAAAAAUUUAGUUUUCAAAAAACAUUGCUGCUAUCCAACCAGCUCUUAACAAACCCCCAGAUUAUCUCCUUAAUGUGUUUGACUUAGUUUCUCUGUAGUUGUUCCCCUUAUUGGGAUCACACUUACAAAUGUGUCUAAAACAGCUUUGCCUCCUGGGAAACCGCGAAGGACUAUUGGACCUUUUGGUAUUUUCCACAUAUAAGUAAACAUUGGGAACUUAAAGAGCCAAAUGUAUUAAAUUAGAUCUCCAGAUGCUAUUCACUUAAUAAAUUGAUCCCUCUGAAAGGUUGAAUUGGAGAAAGCGCAAUGCUGAGAGGUGGAAUGCUUAUAAAGUUGUCAGCAAGAUCAUUUUUUUCUGAAACUAAUAUUAACUUAUUCCAGGUGGGUGUCCUACCAAGUGGAGUCAAAUGAUCUAUGGUCCAUUCUUACAUGUCUCCACCUCUGUGAAUCAAAUUAAAACAUUAAAACUCUAAAAAGACCUGUGUGAAUCAGUGGAGUUGUUAAAAUCAGAAGGAUUCUAUAAAUAUUUUUAAAAAUAGGAAGAAAAGUUGUUUGUCUUCAGUGUCAAACAAUUUGACUUGAAUAAAGCAGAUUUGAUGUAGAGUCAGGAAAACUGUAAAUAAAUUUAAGUUACACAUUGAGUUCCGUCAGUGUAAAGUUGAUUACUGAACAUCCAUCAUAGAGUAGAAAAAUUAUUUCUUACUAUUCUGAAAAUGGUAGUCAGUUGCUAGAUGCAGCAAUCCAUAAUCACUUGUCAUAAGUGUAUAAAUAUGUAUGUUAAACCGCCUGUCUGUGCAAUAUAAAAAUGUAAGUCCUUGUAUCAUCAAUAAGCAUACUUUUUUUAAACACCACCUGCUUAUUCUGUCUGGGAAAUGCAGCUUUUGAUGUCCUUCAUUUUGAUGAAAUUUUGUACCUUUUGUUUCUACUUUGUGUAAAAGUUUGUUGUGUAGUUUGAAAUUACAUAAGGGAAUGUAAAGCAGAUUCCAUUAAAUAUGUCUCAUAUGUCACUGUUAAA